Molecule: messenger RNA, 861 nt
Organism: Auxenochlorella protothecoides
Lineage: Eukaryota; Viridiplantae; Chlorophyta; Trebouxiophyceae; Chlorellales; Chlorellaceae
Product: WD repeat-containing protein 61
Exons: 3
Coding region: 1-861 (286 amino acids)
Cellular component (GO): Cdc73/Paf1 complex
Molecular function (GO): protein binding
Source: RefSeq, a predicted model, not a curated record
AUGAGGCUGACGCUCCAUCAGAAGCUCGAGGCGGCCCACGAUGACAGCGUGUGGGCGGCCCACUGGUCUCCCACAGAGAACCUACUGGCCACGGGGUCCGUGGAUGAGUCCGUGAAGCUGUGGCAGGACUCCGGAGAGGGGCUGGAGCAGAAGCACCAUCUGCUGGGCCUGGAGCUGGGGGUUGUGAGCGUGGCCAUCGACGGCACGGGGCAGUACGGCGCCGCCUCCAGCAUGGACAGCACGAUCAACGUAUGGUCGCAGGCCGACUACUCCUCGGCCGCGCGCUUCAAGCUCCCCCCCGCCGAGGCCUGGUCCGUGGCCUGGCUGCCGCCUUCAUCCGACGGCCGCCUGACGCUGGCUGUCGCCGGCGGCAGCUCCAACACCGUGUCGCUGCUGGACGUCGUGGCGGCCAGCCCCGACGGGCGGCUGGUCGCGGCGGGGGCCAUGGACGGCGGCGUGGCGCUGUUUGACACGGCCACCGGCCGCCUGCUGUCCUCGCUGGCGGGGCACGCCAAGGCGGUGCGCGGGCUGGCCUUCACCCCGGACUCGCGCCACCUGCUCACUGCCUGCGACGACCUGCACGCCAACCUGUACGAUGUCGGCCAGGCCGCGCUGGUGGAGUCCUUUGCCGCGCACGAGUCCUGGGUGCUCAGCGUGGCGGUGCACCCCGACGGCUCCGCCGCCAUCACCGGCUCCAGCGACGCCAAGGUCAGGCUCUGGGACCUGAGCACGCGCACGCUGGCGCAGACGGUGGCCGACGCGCACGCCGACCAGGUCUGGUCGGUGGCCUUCCGGGGGGACGGGGCACGGGUGGCCUCUGCCUCCGACGACCACAGCGUGUGCGUGUUCGACUUCCAAUGA